AUGGCCUUCACUGAGUUCGUCGUCCCAACAUUGAAGACAGACCCUGUAACGGAAGCGACAUUCACCACCGAGCUUGCACCCUUUCUCAUUAACAUCCUUAAUACACAUGCCACUCCCCCCAAGUUCAAAUAUUUCGGGAAGAUUCUCUUAGAGAAUGGCAAUGAUGUGUCGGGGGAUUUUAGACUUUGUGUUGGGUCUGAUGCUGAUACUUCGACAGAGUGGGAAGACGCCUCACAUUUCAACAGCUUCGUCGCAUCAGAAAAUUUCCAGACCUUCAAGACCAUGGUGAUGCCUCACUCUCUUGCCCCGCCAGUCCCACAGCUAUAUAACACGGAUUUCGAACCGACUAAGGUGUUUGGCAGUGCGUUGACGGAGGUGUGGCAGGUGCAGAUCGGGGAGGGAGAUGGGAAAGCAGUGGAGUCGAGAGAAGCAUGGGAGAAGUUUAUUAGUGCGGUUGCAGAGGCGGGUGGCAUGAAUGGGAAUGAGAAGAGCAUUCAAGGGACGAGUCUAAAUCUAGAGAAGAGGAGGUGGGUUGGUGUGUUGGGGUGGGAGAGUAGUGAGAUCAGAGAGAAAGUACUAGGGAGUGCGGCGGUGAAGGAAGCGAAGGAGAGCCUUGACGUAUUGGUGUGGAAUACGUUCAUUGUUGCAUUUGCGAAGUAA
This is a messenger RNA of Fusarium venenatum, 660 nucleotides long. NCBI's taxonomy places the organism in Eukaryota, Fungi, Ascomycota, Sordariomycetes, Hypocreales, Nectriaceae. The record is from RefSeq and is a predicted model, not a curated record.